Molecule: messenger RNA, 204 nt
Organism: Micromonas pusilla CCMP1545
Lineage: Eukaryota; Viridiplantae; Chlorophyta; Mamiellophyceae; Mamiellales; Mamiellaceae
Exons: 1
Coding region: 1-204 (67 amino acids)
Source: RefSeq, a predicted model, not a curated record
AUGGCGACCCCGAGUUCCUCUCCGAAUACGAGAUCGAGCGCGCGAAGAUCAUCGCGCAAGGCGGAGACCGCCGCGAAAGCGGCGGCGGCAAAGGCACAUCCGUUCAAGGCGUACAAGCCGAAACCGCUGAAGGACUUGCGAUUUAUGAGCGCGGCGGCGCGUAAGAGGGCGGUGCGAGCGAUGGGCGCCUACGACUCGGACUGA